Molecule: messenger RNA, 312 nt
Organism: Chironomus riparius
Lineage: Eukaryota; Metazoa; Arthropoda; Insecta; Diptera; Chironomidae
Source: the annotation of a GenBank genome assembly
UUUUUGUGUGUUUCUAAAUUUUGCUUUUGUGAAAAUUGUGCAUUUUUGAGUUUUAGAGCUUCCAAAUUUGAUUCAAUCAUGUGGAAAUCUGUAAAGAACAUCAAAGAGAAGAACUUUGAGAAGGAUUUGAAGUUUCCUGUCAAUCGUGCAUUUGGUGAAAAUAUCGAUGACUUUAAACUAAGAUCAGAUUACGAAGAAAAGGGCAAAUUCGACAAAGAAAAAUCUAUAAGAACUACAGAAAACUUUAAUGACGGCAUUAAGAAAAAGUUUAAAGAUAUCCAGCCUAAUAUCAAGAAGAAGCAUGAUCCUUAA